AUCCGGGCUCUAAACCUCAAACGUUCUCUUUCUCUGUUGCUCUCCCGAACAAGAUGUCGGUUCCUCCAAGCUACGACGACCUCGGCAAAUCGGCAAGCGAUCUCUUCUCAAAGGGCUACGGCUACGGCAACGCCAAACUAUCCGUAACAACAAAAUCAGCGAACGGCGUGCAAUUCAAGUCGACCGGCCAAUCAGCGAACGACACUGGCAAAGUGAGCGGCACAUUCGAGACGCAAUACGAAUGGAAGGAGUACGGGUUGACGUUCAGGGAGUCGUGGAAGACGGACAACGUGCUGGCGACCAACAUUUCCGUUCAGGAUCAGCUCGUUGACGGUCUUUCGUUGACGUUCGACACGUCGUUCUGUCCGUCGACCGGCAAGAAGUCGGCGGUGAUCGAGGCGGGCUACAAGCGGAGUUAUGUGAAUGUGAAUGGCGAUGUGGCGUUGGACGUCGGAGGUCCGACUGUUCACGGCUCGAUGGUUGUAGGAUAUGAGGGAUGGCUAGCUGGAUAUCACGGUGGAUAUGAUACGGGGAAGGGUCGUAUGACGGCUAGCAACUUCUCUCUUGGUUACGAAUCGUCCGACUUCACUCUUACAUCAUCCGUCAACAACGGAGAAGAAUUCACUGGCUCUUUGUACCAUAAAGUUUCCGAGUCGAUCGAAGCUGGUACCGAACUGAGCUGGGCAUCUGGCAGCAACACAACAUCAUUCGUUGUAGGAGGCAAAUACAAUUUGGACGACGGAGCUUCAGUUAGAGCUAAAGUGAAUCAUAAAGCCCAAAUCGGUCUGGGAUACACUCAGUCUCUGAGAGAUGGAGUCAAGCUGACUCUCUCUGGUCUCGUUGAUGCUAAGAAUCUCAAUCAGCCGGGCCACAAGAUUGGACUUUCGCUCGAAUGGGAAGCUUAGGUUGUAUGCGUUUGGAUGGACAGUAGACUGAGUGUUUGACAAUGUAACUGUAUUGUGUUAGUCACGUAUCUCCAUCUCUUGGUAUUCCCGUAAUGUGUAGCGCAUUGUUAGGCUGUUCAGUUGCAAGGUGAAUUGAUUACAAACACUUCUGUGUACACAAA
Messenger RNA from Corticium candelabrum, 1066 nucleotides. RefSeq names its product voltage-dependent anion-selective channel protein 2-like. NCBI's taxonomy places the organism in Eukaryota, Metazoa, Porifera, Homoscleromorpha, Homosclerophorida, Plakinidae. The transcript is spliced from 2 exons. Gene Ontology annotation, cellular component: mitochondrial outer membrane. Bases 54 to 905 code for a protein of 283 amino acids. Gene Ontology annotation, biological process: monoatomic anion transmembrane transport. The record is from RefSeq and is a predicted model, not a curated record. Gene Ontology annotation, molecular function: voltage-gated monoatomic anion channel activity.